Molecule: messenger RNA, 1866 nt
Organism: Cyphomyrmex costatus
Lineage: Eukaryota; Metazoa; Arthropoda; Insecta; Hymenoptera; Formicidae
Exons: 3
Coding region: 1-1866 (621 amino acids)
Biological process (GO): negative regulation of translation
Molecular function (GO): rRNA N-glycosylase activity; nucleic acid binding
Source: RefSeq, a predicted model, not a curated record
AUGUUAGGAGAUGUCGAUUCUAGUGAUCAGCUGACAUUGCACACUUUCUGUGACGCUAGUCAAUCUGCUUACGCUGCAGUUAUUUUUAUUAGGAUAGAGAAGCAAUCGGGUAUUGAAAUGCAAUUUGUACAAGCAAAAUCGAGAAUCGCGUUAGUCAAAAAUGUAACUAUUCCGCGAUUAGAGCUCUUAGCAGCAACCAUCGCGACUAGGUUAACAAACUCUGUGUUAGAUACUCUUCAAUUGAUUGACGUUAGAACGCAUUGGCGACAUGUACCCGGAGCGUUAAAUCCAGCGGAUUUACCGUCGAGAGGUUGUAGUGUUCGUCAAUUAUUAUCAUCGAAUUGGUGGGAGGGCCCACAGUGGUUGCGUUCCCCGGUAGAUGAAUGGCCUGCUCAGAAUUGUUCCUUUGAUGAUGCUGAAAUUAAUAAGGAAAAAAGAAAGUCCUGUUUAACUCCGGUUGUAGCUUCUAUAGAAACUCUGCUGACAACUUCGAAAGAGAAGAAUACAAUGCCUAAUUAUAGGAAGACUAAACUUGACUUCUUAGAUGUAUAUCGUUUUUCCAAUUACCAAACUAUUUUACGAGUUAUUACUUGGGUAAAAAGAUUUAUUAGUAACUCUCGAAACAAGAAGGAACUGCGCGAAAAGAGUGAGAUAUCCGUAGUCGAAUUAAAAGAAUCCGAGAUUACAUUACGGCGACUUGUUCAAGGUGAAAAUUUUAUUGACAAAAAUGAUGAUCGGAUUAGAUACUUAAAUGCUUUCAAAGAUGAUCGGAAUAUAAUACGUUUAAGUACAAAAAUCACUAUGAGAAAAGACACUAAAGGCUUUCGAUAUCCUAUAGUCUUACCUGCCGACUGCUAUAUUGUGCGAUUAAUUAUUAGAGAAAAACAUGAACAACUACUUCAUGCCGGUGUACAGAUUCUGAUGAAUAAGUUGAGGGAACAAUUCUGGAUCUUAGGUGGUAGGAGGACUGUUCGAUCGGUUGUAAGACAAUGUGUCGUCUGUCGUAGACAUGAUGCUAAGGAUAUACAGGUUAUUACAGCUCCACUACCAGAGGAUCAGGUUAGAGAUGCUGCUAUAUUUGAGAUCGUAGGAAUUGAUUUAGCAGGACCUGUGUUCCUCAAGGGAUCUCAGAAAGCAUGGAUAGUUCUUUUUACUUGCGCUGUGUAUAGAGCCAUACAACUUGAAUUGGUGACUUCUUUGUCAACCGUAUCAUUUUUAGAAGCUUUCCGACAAUUUGUGGCGCGACGAGGAAAACCUACAGUCGUUUAUCCAGAUAAUGGGAAGAAUUUUGUAGGUUUAAAUAAUUUAUUUUCUAAAGUGAAUUGGGAUGAAGUAGCAAAAGUCGCUACGGAAAUUAAAGAAAUCGAUGUACCUAAUUGUGAUCAAAUAGAGGAACAGAAGUUAGACAAAAAGUUUGCGUACCGACAAAAAAUCAAGGACGAUUUGAGAAGUAGAUUUCGCGUAGAGUACUUAGGAGAGUUAUUACACCAUAAUAAUAAUAAAAGAAAGGAAUUCUGGAAGAUUCAAGUGGGUGAUAUUGUUUUAGUAGAGGAUGAAAACAAGAAACGUAUUGAAUGGCCCUUAGCGCGAGUCAAAGAUGUUAUUUUCGGCAGGGAUAAUGAAGUGCGAGUAGUUCGUUUAGUUACUGCUUCUGGCGAGUUAAUAAGACCUGUGCAAAAGGUUUACCCGUUGGAAUUAACAUCCGAUAAAAAUAAAAGCGCAGAGCGAAGUCUUAUUAAUGAGAAAUCAGAUGCUUCUUGUAAUUCUAUUGAUAGUAUUUCGGAAGCUUCGCGUUAUAGUCCCGUAGAAUCACCUAUUGUAACGAGAUCUGAGCGCAACGUUAAAAAACCAAAGAGAUUCUUGUAG